Molecule: messenger RNA, 2387 nt
Organism: Bicyclus anynana (squinting bush brown)
Lineage: Eukaryota; Metazoa; Arthropoda; Insecta; Lepidoptera; Nymphalidae
Product: transient receptor potential cation channel protein painless
Exons: 3
Coding region: 182-2137 (651 amino acids)
Biological process (GO): transmembrane transport; monoatomic ion transport
Cellular component (GO): membrane
Molecular function (GO): monoatomic ion channel activity; protein binding
Source: RefSeq, a predicted model, not a curated record
ACAAUGAUGUUCGAGCGUAGACCGAAAAUUCGUCUGAGCGUUCGAGACCACUGUGGCCACGUAGUGAUUACUCAUAUUGGUCUGUGCUGUGGUGCGUGAUUAUACCUGAAUCUAUGAUUGGCGGUCGGCGCUAGGAAUUCAAAGAGUAUAAUCUAGUUUAGAUGCCAGUGUGUUGUGAGACAUGGCACAGGACAGUUACGUAAUGGAGCCGUACAGAUCGUCCAGAGGCGAAAACGAUCCUCAGGUGCAGCUGAGGAAUGCACUUCUAGAAAAUGACUUCGAAAAGUUUGAGGAACUAGUGAUCAACGGCGCUGUUGACCUCGAAUAUGUUUACCCAUAUCCUGACGACAAAACAUGCCUUGAAUUAGCCGUUUUAGAGCCUAAUAAAAUUGAGUUUGUAAAACUGAUAUUACAACAUAUGACGUCAGUGGUACUUAGAAUGACUGAGCCUAUCUCCGAUACUCCUAUACUCUUAGCUGUAAAAAAUAGAAAUAUUGAAGCAUUGGACGCAUUAUUAGAAUUCAGCAGUUUCUUCAUCAACUGCGUGGAUAAGGAAGGCAACACCCCACUUUAUUAUGCGACCAGAAAUGGAGACAACGAUACAGUUUUAAAGCUGCUGAAAAACGGGGCAUAUGUGUACGACUACAGCAAUAAACCGCCGUUAGCAGAUAUAGAUCCAAGAACUCUAGAAACUUUUUUAGACGAAUGCAUUGAAACAAAUGGCAAACGACCAAAUGAAAGAGACUACGAAAUUAAUAUAAACUACAGUUUUUUCACUACCUAUCUCACAAGUACCACAGAUCCAUCUUCAGAAUCUCCAGAAGCAGAAGUACUUUUAUACAUGACUAGAAACGAAGAACUAAUGCCACUUUUGAAACAUCCAGUAAUUACUAGUUUCGUUUAUUUAAAGUGGGACAGAAUAAGCUCUCUUUUUUACUCAAACAUAACCUUUUAUUCACUGCUGUGGUUAUGUUUAAUGUUCUAUAUAGUAUUGGGAUAUGGAGUCAACAAACAACACUCAAAGUUCGUUGAAGCAAUAAAUAUUUUAACCUACGUUGGAACAUGUAUUGGUCUAAUACUUCUAAUAAUUCGAGAAAUAUUCCAAUUACUAGUGUUGCCGACAAGAUACUUCAAAAGUACUGAAAAUUUAAUGGAGAUUGCCUUAAUAUGUGUAAUGACAGCGAUUGUGUGUAACAAUUCAGCAUCAGAAUCCACAAAGCAACAGUUGUCUGCAAUCGCCAUUCUAUUGUCGUCCGUGGAGCUUGUUUUACUCAUUGGACAAUUUCCUACGUUUUCAACAAAUAUCGUGAUGUUGCGAACUGUUUCUUGGAAUUUCUUCAAAUUUUUACUUUGGUACUGUAUUUUGAUAAUAGCAUUCGCUUUGAGUUUCUACAUACUAUUCAGAAGAGGUGAAAAGCAGGAAGAUCAAAAAGUAUCAAAUCCGGGCCAAGAGGAGGAAGAGUUUUUCGAAGAUCUAGGAAGGUCUUUAUUUAAAACUAUCAUUAUGAUGACUGGCGAGUUCGAUGCUGGGUCUAUCAAAUUCAGCACAUUUCCAGUGACAAGUCAUAUAAUAUUCAUCCUUUUCGUAUUCAUGGUUCCCAUUGUUUUGUUUAAUCUACUCAAUGGUUUGGCAGUCAGUGAUACACAGGCGAUUAGAGCUGACGCUGAGCUACUGGGACACAUUUCAAGGAUAAAGCUUAUAUCUCAUUAUGAGAGUGUUCUUUUUGUAAAAAAAUAUGCACACCCGCUAAAACGCUGUUCCUGGUUGCCAUCUUCUCUGCAAGAAUUAAAGAUUAUCAAACCACAUAUGAUGUGCAUUAAACCUUGGAGAAUAUUCCUUUUAUUCCCAGAUUAUCUGCCUAAGUAUGAAAUAACAGUCAAACCCAACCAAGACAACAGAAUAGUAAUCCCAAGCUAUUGGAAAUCGGACAUAGAAUUCAGCAAAUCUUGCUAUAUUGGACAGUGUACCUCUUACUUAGACCGAGAUAUUGUUAAAAACGCCAAAAUGAUUAUUAACAAGAGGACAUGCGUUUCCGAAUUCGACGAAAUUAAACAUACGCUUUCGAAAUUUGAAACAAAAAUUUUAAAUAUGGAAAAUACACUGAAGAAGUUUCUAGAGAAGUUAGAAACACCUUAAAACCUUUCAGUUUUAAUUUAACUUAAGUAUCAUGUCUAUCUAAUUAACUAAAUAAUGAAUUCAUUUUGAAAUUCAUAAAUAUUUAUUACCUAUAAUACCUACCUAUAAUAAAUUAAUUUCCUGAAAUGGGAAUAAAGUAGAAAAUUUAAUUUAGUAUUCACGCGUUUUUUUUUGUAAAGUUUCUACUGUUUAUUUAAGAAAAUAUGUACAAUGUAAGUUUUUAUAAAAUAAAUAAAUACUUUAUUUACUA